Messenger RNA from Sporothrix brasiliensis 5110, 1242 nucleotides. RefSeq names its product nucleolysin TIA-1/TIAR. Bases 1 to 1242 code for a protein of 413 amino acids. Gene Ontology annotation, molecular function: RNA binding. NCBI's taxonomy places the organism in Eukaryota, Fungi, Ascomycota, Sordariomycetes, Ophiostomatales, Ophiostomataceae. The record is from RefSeq and is a predicted model, not a curated record. The transcript is spliced from 4 exons.
AUGGCCGACACCGCUCCGUCCCAGCAGAACAACGGCCAGAAUGGCUCCAACCAAGGCCACAUGGCCCCCGCGCCGCUCCACAUUCCUCAGAACAACAACCCUAUUCCGACUGCCAUCACCUCGCCCAUUGGCGGCGACAAAAGUGGCAUGAUGUCCCCCACCAGCGCCGGCGCGUUCUCCCGCCGCUCGGCCCCUGAACCCAACAAGCGGGCGCUCUAUGUCGGCGGUCUCGACCAGCGGGUGACUGAGGAUGUCCUCCGCCAGAUCUUCGAGACAACUGGCCAUGUCCAGAACGUCAAGAUCAUUCCCGACAAGAACGCCAAGGGCUUCAACUACGGCUUCAUCGAGUACGACGACCCCGGCGCAGCUGAGCGCGCCAUGCAGACCCUGAAUGGCCGCAGAGUUCACCAGUCGGAGAUCCGUGUGAACUGGGCCUACCAGGCCAACUCGACGGGCAAGGAGGAUACCUCGAGCCACUUCCACAUUUUUGUCGGCGACCUGUCCAACGAAGUCAACGACGAGAUUCUUACGCAGGCUUUCGCCCAGUUCGGCUCUGUUUCGGAGGCACGUGUUAUGUGGGACAUGAAGACGGGCCGGUCGCGUGGCUACGGCUUUGUUGCCUUCCGCGAUCGCCCGGAAGCCGAGAAGGCUCUGAGCAGCAUGGACGGCGAGUGGCUCGGCUCUCGCGCCAUCCGCUGCAACUGGGCCAACCAGAAGGGCCAGCCGUCCAUGGCCCAACAACAGGCCAUGCAACAGAUGGGCAUGACCCCCACCACGCCCUUCGGCCACCACCACUUCCCGACCCACGGUGUCAAUAGCUAUGACAUGGUGGUGAACCAGACCCCGGCGUGGCAGACGACGUGCUAUGUUGGCAACCUGACGCCUUACACGACCCAGAACGACCUGGUGCCACUGUUCCAGAACUUCGGCUAUGUGGUGGAGUCCCGGUUCCAGUCCGACCGUGGUUUUGCUUUCAUCAAGCUCGACACUCACGAGAAUGCCGCCAUGGCCAUCUGCCAGCUGAGCGGCUACAAUGUCAACGGUCGUCCUCUGAAGUGCAGCUGGGGUAAAGACAAGACUCCCAACGCCCAGGGUGGAUUUGAUCCUUCGCAGGGCCAGCAGCAGCAGCAGGCGUACAGCCCCCAGAACGCCCAGGGCCCUGGUCCCUACCCCGGCACGCCGACGCAAUACUUUCCCCAGUACGGCGGCAUGAGACACAACGGUGGCGGCGGUCGCCAAUAG